Messenger RNA from Postia placenta MAD-698-R-SB12, 1242 nucleotides. RefSeq lists its product as hypothetical. NCBI's taxonomy places the organism in Eukaryota, Fungi, Basidiomycota, Agaricomycetes, Polyporales, Adustoporiaceae. The transcript has 8 exons. The record is from RefSeq and is a predicted model, not a curated record. The coding region runs from base 1 to 1242 and encodes 413 amino acids.
AUGACCAGCACUCUGCAGCCCUCAAAACCGCCACCGCUCUCGCCGAGUGCUCGUUCAUCCUACACCCUCACACGAAGCCAAAACGAAGCUAACAUGUCCCGCCCCUCGCGCUUCUGGGCCCCCGCACCCCCACCCGCGACCAAGCUCGGCCGCCACCGCCGACUCGCGCCCCUCGCCGGCAUCCACGUCUCGCCCAUCUGCCUCGGCGCUAUGAGCAUCGGCGACCAGUGGGGCCAGUACGGCAUGGGCAAGAUGGACAAGGACCGCAGCUUCCGCCUGCUGGACGCGUUCUACGCCGCGGGUGGCAACUUUGUCGACACUGCGAACGCGUACCAGGAUGAGACGUCCGAGCGAUUCCUCGGCGAGUGGAUGGCCGCGCGCGGCGUGCGCGAUCAGAUGGUCGUUGCGACGAAGUAUUCGACGAACUACAAGCGCGCGGCGGACCUCCCGCAAAAGUCGACGUACGUCGGCAACAACAUGAAGUCGCUCUACCUCUCCGUCGAGGCCUCGCUCGCGAAGCUGCAGACGGACUAUAUCGACAUUCUCUACUUGCACUGGUGGGACUGGGAAUGCAGCAUCGAGGAGGUCAUGAAUGGCCUGCACCAUCUCAUCGCACAGAGGAAGGUGCUGUACCUCGUACGCAUUCUUUUGGCGGGAGGCGAUGGCACGGCAGCGGCAGCUCACACCGUGCAAGGGAGUCUCCGACACGCCCGCGGCGCGUGGCGCAUCCUGCAGCGCAAAUUUGAGCGCGAGAUCAUUCUCAUGGCGCGUGAGGAAGGGAUGGCGCUCGCGCCGUGCAACGUCCUUGCGGCAGGCAGGAUCCGUACGGAUGAAGAGGAGGAGCGGCGGCGUGAGACGGGCGAGCUGGGCCGCAGGACCGCCUCAAACGAGUGGGAGCGCACUCCUGAUCAGAGAAGGGUGUGCCAGGCGCUGGAGAAGGUCGCCCAGGAGGCUGUCUUUUUGCACUCGCAUGCAGUGGCGAUCGCGUACGUGAUGCAGAAGACGCCGUACGUGUUCCCAAUCGUCGGCGGGCGCAAGGUCGAGCACCUGAUGGACAACAUUGCCGCGCUGGACAUCGCGCUGAGCCCCGCGCAGAUCGCGCACCUCGAGGAUGUGCUCCCGUUUGACGUCGGCUUCCCCACCUCGAUGAUUGGGGACGGCCCGGAGUUCAUCGCCAUGUACAAGGCGUCGGGCCACUUUGACAAGUGGCCGACCCAGCAGGCGAUCCGCCCGGAGGAGUAG